Molecule: messenger RNA, 1566 nt
Organism: Diaporthe amygdali
Lineage: Eukaryota; Fungi; Ascomycota; Sordariomycetes; Diaporthales; Diaporthaceae
Exons: 2
Coding region: 1-1566 (521 amino acids)
Source: RefSeq, a predicted model, not a curated record
AUGACACAGGCUCAGCUCCAUGCCACUUCACCAUUCGAGAGAGCCCCGGAUGAAGUCCUAAACGAGAUAUUCAUGCAUAUCGCCACGGAGUAUCCAGAAAAUAGUGACUGCGGCCUUCUCACUUGGCCGUACGGCCCUCAUCCUCUACUACCCGUGGUGCAGGUCAACAAGCGAUUCAACGCUGUCGCCAGUCCUCUCCUUGUCCUCAACUGGCGUUUGAGACCGACGGAUAGAAAUGGAGCCAAAUUUGUGCUGCAUCUUCUGAAACACCCAUAUCUGCGCUCCCAGGUGAAGUCCCUGGCUCUGAAUGUGCUCUCGUUCGAACGAGCGCUGCAAGGCGACGACCCCGCCCCACCAUAUAACAGGUGGCCUCAAAGCUAUUGUUCUACAGAGGAAGUCGAGCUGCUCGUCCAAUCUGCUGAGAGAAUAUAUCCUCCCCUGGCAGAUUGGAGGGGUGACGAUGUAGGACUUUCCUGGACAGGCCAAAUUGCACAAAGAUCUCCAGGCGCGAUAGCCGCUCUGGCGGUGGCGUGGGCAACAGAGCUUUCAACGCUUGACUUGACGUUGGACUUUUGGGCUUCGGGAGAGCCCGACCCGUGGUUAAUUCGGCUGGUGAAAAUGGUAGUGGGCGUGCUGUCGGCACCUGAAGGUCUAGAUCGCGACCUUCCAUCACCCGCCAUGUUCACUAAGCUGCGUUGCGUGUCGCUGGGUCACUGGGAUACUGAGGGAUCCAUGGAUGGUCGUAUUGCGGCGCCCUUCUUCCGCCUCCCAGGCCUGCGAGUGUUCAGGGCCUAUGCGAUGGAGGCUGCCGGACUGACCCUCGACGAGGCCGACCCUUCAGGCUCGGGUACUGCAAUACAGCCGCUAGCAGACCAACUAUUUCCCAACGGGACGUCAGAUGUCGAAGAACUCCAUAUAAACCGGUCUUUCAUAACCGAUAACGGAAUCAGGGUUCUGACGAGAGCGUGCAGGCGCCUCCGCGUGUUCAUCCUCCAGUGGGGCGGUUCCCUCGUGUCAGAAGAGGAGUCCGAAUUCUCCAGUGAAUCCAUUGCCAACGCAAUUAGCCUACAUGCCGACUCAUUGGAAGAAGUCUGGAUCGAUUGCUAUGAGGAUUUAUGGGUGCAAUAUUGUGAUAAUGCUGAUCCGGGGAGCCUGGGAGACUGCCUCGUCCAUUGCAACAAGCUGAAGCACCUCGCCAUCGACCUCGUGGUGCUAUACGGGCUCGAUGAUUACGACCAGAAUUGCGCCAGCCAACCUCUGUCAAAAGUUCUGCCCCCGAGCCUUAUCAGCCUGAGGCUUGCUUUUGAGCCAGCGUCAGCAGGGGAUCAGGUCACCCAAGAAAAUUUGGUGGACCUUCUUCGCGAAUGUGGCCCCAAAGGACGCUUCCCAAGCCUCAAGAAUCUUGACCUCACCAGAUGUAUGAAUGAGACCGAAGACUAUCAGGAUCUUUUGGCUCUGGCUCAAGAAGCUGGAGUCGAUUUAAUGCUGCGGAUUAGAUCAGCUGGCUCGGUCGUUCCUCUGCAUACAUCCACAACAGCAGGAUCAACUACUACUGUCGGGUUCUAG